Molecule: messenger RNA, 1887 nt
Organism: Fusarium fujikuroi IMI 58289
Lineage: Eukaryota; Fungi; Ascomycota; Sordariomycetes; Hypocreales; Nectriaceae
Product: probable Arf-binding protein
Exons: 5
Coding region: 1-1887 (628 amino acids)
Biological process (GO): protein transport to vacuole involved in ubiquitin-dependent protein catabolic process via the multivesicular body sorting pathway; Golgi to vacuole transport; Golgi to endosome transport
Cellular component (GO): trans-Golgi network
Molecular function (GO): ubiquitin binding; phosphatidylinositol binding
Source: RefSeq, a predicted model, not a curated record
AUGGAGGCCGCUUCAGCUCGCGCAGCGGCUCGCGACCGUUGGGGCGAUCUGCCAUCAUCUGGCAGAACCCCCUCCCAGCUCCAGCGCUUCAUCCAGGCUGCCUGCAGUCCCGAGAACUACGAACCCAACCUCGCCCUCAAUCUCGAGAUCGCCGACCUUAUAAACUCAAAGAAGGGAACUGCUCCUCGCGAGGCUGCUACUGCAAUCGUCAACUACAUCAAUCAUCGCAACCCCAACGUGGCUCUGCUCGCCUUAGGCCUUCUUGACAUAUGUGUUAAAAACUGCGGAUACCCCUUUCACCUACAAAUCGGCACAAAGGAGUUCCUCAAUGAGCUCGUCAGAAGGUUCCCCGAACGGCCGCCAAUGCGCCCUACACGAGUCCAGGCCAAAAUCCUCGAGGCGAUUGAGGAAUGGCGAGGGACGAUAUGCGAAACGAGCCGAUACAAGGAGGAUCUAGGAUUUAUUAGGGACAUGCACCGAUUAUUGAGUUAUAAAGGAUACGUCUUCCCUGAAGUGCGGAGAGAGGAUGCUGCUGUAUUGAACCCCAGUGAUAACCUCAAGUCCGCCGAAGAAAUGGAAGAGGAAGAGCGAGAGGCGCAAUCAGCUAAACUUCAGGAACUCAUUCGUCGCGGCACCCCCGAGGAUCUCCAAGAAGCCAACCGACUUAUGAAGAUCAUGGCUGGCUACGACACACGGUCAAAGACCGACUACCGCGCAAAGGCCGCUGAGGAGGUUGCCAAGAUUCAGGCUAAGGCGCGAUUACUAGAGGAGCGACUCGACUCCUUCAAGGAGGGCGACAAGAUGGAAGAUGGUGAUGUCUUCAGCGAAUUGGCUGCUGCCCUACAGAGUGCACAGCCUAAGAUCCAGAAGAUGUGUGAAGAGGAAUCUGACGACCACGAGGCUGUCGCCAAGUUGCUCGAGAUCAACGACAGCAUACACCGAACAGCAGAGCGGUAUAAGCUGAUGAAGAAGGGUGAUAUAGAGGGCGCUGCAAAGGUUGCCGCUGGUGGGCCUCCCCCCUCUGCUGCUGGAGCUACAGCAUCGUCUUCAAGCGCAGCGAAUGAGCUGUCUCUCAUCGACUUUGAAGUUGAUGCCAGCAGUAAUGGCGCUCAGCCAAACAAUGCCGCUGUGCCCUCUGCGAGCGCUGGGGGCCUUGAGAAUGACCUCCUCGGCCUAGAUAUUGGUGGAGAGUCGAGCAGUUUCGGGCAAGGCGGCGGUAUUGCUUUGGGCUUUGGCGCAAACCAAAAUAUUCCUGGUCCUGCGUUAUUAUCUUCCAUGACCCAGGACAACUCUGCCCGAGGUCAACCCGUCUCUCAAUCGACGACACCUCAGCCUCGCUUCCAACAGCAGCCUCCUCCCCCAUCACAGCCCGCCUCCGAUCCAUUCGCUAUUCUUGGUGCUGGUAACUUUAACUCUCAACGUGCAUCUCCUGCGCCCCCUCAACCACAACCCGCUCCUACAGCCAACGAUGAUGACGAGUGGAACUUCUCCUCUGCCCUACCCCCAGAGCCAAGCAAGCCCAAGGAGCACCAGGCUGUUGUGAGUAACACAAAUGUGAAGAUUGAGAUGAUUGCCAGGCGAGCACCUGGCAAUGAGAACGCUAUUAACAUCGUCUUUGCCUUUUCCAACAACGUGACACAGCCCAUCGGCGAAUUUCACUUCCAGCUCGCCGUGACAAAGGGCUACGAACUUCAGCUCAAGCCUCAGACUGGUCGCGAUCUUGCCCCCCAGCAAAAUCGCGGCAUCACGCAGGAGGUGCAGAUCUGGCACGCGGGCAACCGGGCUCAAAAGGUCACAAGCGCCAAGCUGCGGUGGCGUGCCUCAUAUAAGACCGGCGAACAAACCGUCAACGAGAUGGGUGAGGUCACCGAGUUCAGCCUCGCAUAA